AUGUCAGCUCAUAUCACAAGUAAUCGACGCCUUGAUGUUGCCUUUAUACAUCCGGAUCUUGGAAUAGGAGGCGCAGAACGUUUGGUGGUGGAUGCGGCAAUGGCCAUAAAAAACAUGAAAAAUGAUUCUGGAAAAGAGAAUGUGGUUAAAGUGCUAACUUCGCAUUGUGAUCUGAACCAUUGCUUUGAGGAGGUGCGAAAUGGUGAGCUCAAGGUGUAUGUUUAUGGGGAUUUUCUUCCCACGAACUUAUUUGGAAUGUUUUCCAUCGUGUUUGCAUUUCUACGGCAAUUGUACCUAGUCCUAUUAUUGAUAUUCACCGGGAAGUUGAACAACUACGAUGUGAUAUUUGUGGACCAAUUGGCAUACUGCAUUCCCUUGCUACACUUUUAUAAGCGUCCCGAGGCAAAGAUUAUAUUCUACUGCCAUUUUCCAGACAAAUUAUUGGCAUCCCAUCAUGGUGUUUUGAGAUCAUUGUACAGAUACGUUUUUGAUGGAAUUGAGGAAUGGACUACGAGAUCUGCGGACAUUAUUGUGGUUAACUCCGAGUUUACAAAGCAGACAGUUUUGAAACAGUUUAAAAGUAUUGCCAAGGAAAAGAGACCAUUGAAUGUUGUUUAUCCAUGCGUUCCAUCUAGAGUGGAUAUAGAUGAAAGAUCUAUAAGUCGCGUUUCAAGUUUCUUCGGAAAGAGCAGCUUUUUCCUAUCAGUGAACAGAUUCGAAAGAAAGAAGCAUAUCGAACUCGCUAUUGACUCGUAUGAUCUGUAUCUAAAAUUGGAAGGUGCAGAUACAAAGGAAAGAUUGGUGAUAUCCGGAGGAUACGAUGAACGGGUGUCUGAGAACAAAACAUACUUGGAAGACCUCAAGAGUAAAUGUGAGGACUUGGGACUUUCAUAUGCUAUUACCACCUUAGCGUUGGAAGAAGACGAACUGGGCGAUAGCCAGGUGAUAUUCAUGCCAUCAAUAGCUACUGAUAUAAAGAAUGCGCUACUAUCAAGAACGGACUUGCUUAUGUACACACCAUCAUAUGAACACUUUGGGAUUGUUCCUGUGGAAGCAAUGAGGAUGGGGAAGCUGGUUCUUGCAGAUAAUACAGGUGGACCGUUGGAAACGGUGGUGAACUAUUCAUCAAAUAAGGACUCGUACACUGGUUUCACCGUUAAAGCCGAUGCACAGGAGUGGAGUAAAACUCUUUUUUUUGUCAAGUCAUUACCUGAGACAGAGCUCGAAACUGUGUCAAACAGAUGCGUGGCACGUGCCGAGUCUACAUUUUCGUUUUCAGCCAUGCAGAAGGCAUUGGCAAGAGCUAUUGAUACAUCGGAGCCAAAAGUGUACCAUCAUGAGAAGGUGGCACCAUACUUUGCAAUUUCAUUUGUUACAUUACUAGUUGCAGCAGGGAUUAUCAUGAAGUCCUAG
Messenger RNA from Brettanomyces bruxellensis, 1413 nucleotides. RefSeq lists its product as uncharacterized. Bases 1 to 1413 code for a protein of 470 amino acids. NCBI's taxonomy places the organism in Eukaryota, Fungi, Ascomycota, Pichiomycetes, Pichiales, Pichiaceae. The record is from RefSeq and is a predicted model, not a curated record. The transcript has a single exon. Gene Ontology annotation, molecular function: GDP-Man:Man(1)GlcNAc(2)-PP-Dol alpha-1,3-mannosyltransferase activity; alpha-1,3-mannosyltransferase activity.